Messenger RNA from Daktulosphaira vitifoliae (grape phylloxera), 624 nucleotides. RefSeq lists its product as uncharacterized. The record is from RefSeq and is a predicted model, not a curated record. Lineage: Eukaryota; Metazoa; Arthropoda; Insecta; Hemiptera; Phylloxeridae. The transcript has 2 exons. Bases 1 to 624 code for a protein of 207 amino acids.
AUGUGGCAUUUUCCAAAUUGUAUUGGUGCAAUAGAUGAGAAACAUAUUAACAUUGAAUGUCCUAUUAAUUCUGGAUCAACGUUUUUUAAUUAUAAAGGAAGCCAUUCAGUUGUAUUAUUAGCAUUAGUUGAUGCCGACUACAAAUUUAUUGCGGUUGAUGUGGGUUCAUAUGGCCGAAAUUCUGAUGGUGGAAUUUUUUCUAAGUCAACAAUUGGCAAGAGAUUAAGCAGUAACACGUUUAAUGUACCGAAACCAAUUCCUAUAACUGAAAACAUAUACCAUAUAUUAUCUCGGGCAAGACGUGUAGUCGAGAAUGCAUUCGGAAUACUAGCUGCACGAUGGAGAUGUUUUAGAAAAAACUUAGAGGUACAACCGGAAUUUGUUGACAAAAUUGUGUUAUCAUCAUGCUGUUUGCAUAAUAUGCUGUGCGGAGACAAUGCUUUUGAACCAGAAGAUACAUCAACACAAAAUACCGAAUCAGCUCUCACAAAUUUAGAUUUUUUGAGAAGAAAUUGUACUCGUGACGCGUUUAAUAUUAGAGAAAAAUUCAAAGAGUAUUUCAUUUCUGAAGUUGGUCGUGUCCCAUGGCAACUUGAUAGAGUUCGUAAAGGAAGAAACACAUAA